AUGUUUGGAACCUUCUCUGCUUCCAGCUCACCCACUCCGUCAAGAAAACCCAAGCGCAAUCAGGUAUCAAAGGCCUGUGACUCGUGCCGACUGCAUCGCGUCAAAUGCGAUACCGAAUACCCAUGCCAGAAUUGCUCAAGCAAAGGUUGGCAAUGUAAUAGCACGAGCCGACAGAGUCCAGGCUGGAAUCUGUCCCGCGCUAUGAGCGAGAUCGACAGAUUGAGAGCUCAAGUGAAAGAGCUUGAGGGACAGCUCAAAGAUACGAAUAUCCCGACACCGCCAGAUGAAGAUAUUUCGGGACUCAUAUCGCAAGAUUCGUCUCCCAGCUUAGUCCCAUUUCACAACGAGGGAGUUCAAUUCGAUACCGCGACAGCCAAUCAAUCAUCAGCUCCCAGCACUCAGUUUUACGGGCCUUCAUCAACGUACUACUUCAUUCAUUGUAUCAGCCAGCGUCUCAAAGCAAAUGGUUUAGCUCUGAACGCCGAUCAGGAGCCUCACAGCUUGAUACCCAACUCGGCAAGCAGAUCUAUGGUUAACGUCAUCAAUACUCCGGAUGCCGAGUUAGAUGAACACCAAACCUCGGAUAACGCGGUGCCGACCAGAGCGGCUCACGGGUUGACUGAGAAAACUCUUUCCGGAAAAGACUUGUCUGCAACCCAAGAGGCCUUCUUCCUUGACCUCUUUUGGGACUCGUGGCAUUGCUGUUACCAGCUUCUCGACGAGGAAGAGUUCAAGGAGCACUACAAGUCAUUAUGGAAUGAGCCAAUCGGCAACACAAGAAAGGACUCGCCUCUUGUUGAUAUCGUUUUGGCAUUGUGCAUGCAGUUCGGCGUCACAUCGCUGCCUCGUCAAAGUGGUUACAAGGCAGAGAUUAACUCUCGCGACGCGGCCGUUGCGGGCCGUUGGCUAUACCAGCGCUGCCAAAGGCUGAUAUCGUGUGACUUGGAGAGACCAACACUCGAGACCUUCCAGUGUCAACUGUGGUCGGCGGUUUAUCUAGCCAAUGCCUCUUAUCAGAAUAUGGCGCAGAAUGUGCUGGGUGUUGCAGCGCGCACAGCAUAUACAUUGGGACUGCACAUUGAACCAGGGAACGAUCUACCCGUACAAGAAGGAGAAGCACGAAAGAGGGCAUGGUGCAUCAUGUUCAUGUUCGAAACUAGAUCAUGCAUUCGUUUGGGGCGGCCUUGGGUCACCCAAACACAGCCGAUUUCACCAUUAUUGCCUACCAGCGACCAAGGCCAUGUUACAGCUGGCGUUAAUCAGCUGAGAUACACCACUGAGAGAACUAAACUCACCGAGAUAGCCCGAUCAGCCUUUGACAGUGCCUUUAAUCACCGACCGAGCGGCGAAGCUUGCACAACGACUCCCGACAGUCUACCAAAAGCAUCUGCUUCCAGUAUGGAUAGAAUCCGGGCUUGGGCUGAAUCUCUACCUUAUAUGCUGAAGACGGAGAGACGGAGUGGUGGAAAGCCUCUCUCAACUGAUCUCUCAGAAAUUGAGAUUGAAUAUUUUGCGCCAGUCUCGUUGCGAAGACAGCGCUUGAUGUUGGAGCUGUUCUAUCACGAACUGAUACUGACACUUGGACGUCACUGCAUCAGCCAGUCUUUGACUCGUUCUGGGGGCACAGGGACCCCCUCAUCUCAUGAAGUAGCAGACACAUCCGCUUUACACGCAGCAGCAACAACGAAACUUCUACAUCAGGUCUAUCAAGAAUACGACAUCUUGAAUGGAUGGUACGAGCCGUUCAACUGUCAAUGGAACGCUGCUAUAACACUCGUUGGAUAUCUCUUGGCAUGUCCCCAAGAUAGCUCAGCUAGUUCAAUCGCACGCACGGCUCUGUCGGAAAGUGUUACGGUGCUGGAAAAGAUGGGGGAGUUCUUUGGAACAGCUUCAAGCGCGGCUGGCGUGAUACGGACACUCCACCAGAGGCUGAACAUGCCGGUCGAAGCUCAUAUGGCGACAGACAGCAACACCGUCACACCUAACACAGUCCAAGACAUCGACUUCAAUGACCUUGGGGCUUUGGACCUGUCGAUUGAGGGUAUACUGGGAACCUUUGGGACCGAAUCUGAGUUUGAGAGACUUGGGUUUGGCAUUGACAUGCAGGACUUUCUAGCUAAUGAUGCUGAGAAUAUGGGUGCAAUGUAA
This is a messenger RNA of Fusarium odoratissimum NRRL 54006, 2148 nucleotides long. RefSeq lists its product as uncharacterized. Bases 1 to 2148 code for a protein of 715 amino acids. The transcript has 2 exons. The record is from RefSeq and is a predicted model, not a curated record. Gene Ontology annotation, biological process: DNA-templated transcription; positive regulation of transcription from RNA polymerase II promoter by galactose. Gene Ontology annotation, molecular function: zinc ion binding; DNA-binding transcription factor activity, RNA polymerase II-specific; RNA polymerase II cis-regulatory region sequence-specific DNA binding. Gene Ontology annotation, cellular component: nucleus. NCBI's taxonomy places the organism in Eukaryota, Fungi, Ascomycota, Sordariomycetes, Hypocreales, Nectriaceae.